Molecule: messenger RNA, 3516 nt
Organism: Alternaria atra
Lineage: Eukaryota; Fungi; Ascomycota; Dothideomycetes; Pleosporales; Pleosporaceae
Exons: 1
Coding region: 1-3516 (1171 amino acids)
Biological process (GO): regulation of DNA-templated transcription
Cellular component (GO): nucleus
Molecular function (GO): DNA-binding transcription factor activity; transcription cis-regulatory region binding
Source: RefSeq, a predicted model, not a curated record
AUGGACGAUGUAGCCGCAUCGCAGCAGCUCAUGGACGAAGAAAGCACGCGCGCUGCCGCCCAUGGCACCAACGGCGACGACAUCACCCUCCCCCAAACCAACGGCAGCCACGACCCGUCAUCACCCUUGCAGAAGAAACGCAAGCGAAAGAGCGCGCACAAGUCUGGAAAGAACAGUAUUGCAAUACCACCGGUUACCCCCCAAGACAAGCUAGCUGAAAGCGAGGUUCCAACAUCCUCGCCGUUUCCCUUUCCAGCGACUCAACUGGAAACCGAAUCUUCUGCCGCCAACGUCUUCACGCACUCGACCGCAAUCGAGGUACCAGACUCGCAAAUCGCCGUACCACCCGCGCACGCGCUUGCUUCAUCACCCAUGUCCAGCCACGUCGUUCCGUCUAGCGCCACGAAAAGCAAGCGGACAUACAAGAAGAGCAAGCAGACAAAGCGGGAUCGACUCAGUCGCGACGCCAUGCGAGAAGGAGACAUCACUCAUAAGGGGGACAUGACCAUAGUUGCCGACGAGGCAGCUUCUCAACCACAUAUGUUAUCCAAACGCAAGUCUUCACAAGUCGACGAUUCAGGAUCAGGGUUGCCUGAGAAGGCGGAGGCUGCGCCUGCGUCGCAAACCGUACAUUCACGCAAAGCUGCUAUAGAAGCUGUGGACGGGACACCCACACCAGCCAAACGGCGGAAGAUUGGUAAGCCAAAGAGUGCGACUAGAGUAAGGGAUCUUAUCCAAGGCGGCUCCAUUCAUGACGGCAAUGACGAAGAUGGCGACCUAUUACGGAGUGUCGAGAAGACUAAAUUGAAACGAAUCAAAAAGCCGCAAACACCGGUCUCGAAAGCGAAGAACAUAUACGAGAUUCCCGACGAUGAUCCACGUCCCACGAAUGCACAUGGCGAGGACACGGAGGCCAGCGGUAACGCCGAGCACAACGACAAUCCGGACACUGGGGUUGCGACUACCAUCAAUGGUUUUGCACAACCUGGAGAUGCUGGAGAAGUCAACACUCCCAAGGACAGAUCUACUCGUAAACCACGUGGCAGUUUGAAGAAGACGAAGAAGACGAAAGACGAGAUUCCCGACUCGGCUGCUCCAGUUCGCACACCCGGCCAGCCAUUGGAUGAGGAUGGCAACGAGGACAGCAUUAUGCGAGAGCCUGUUUCCAGUGACGAAGAUCACAGACCUGACCCACCGCCCCACGAUGUUCAUGUCAGCGAGUCUGACAAGAAAGAGAAAAAGAAGAGACGACGAUCAAACGGUACCUCUGCGAAGAAGGCCACACCACGGCGGGAGAGCGGCAAAUUUACUUAUACUAGAAGGAAGAUUCAGAUUGGUACUGCAGCGGAGAGGGCACUGAACGUGGAUCAUGAAUUGAACCAUCCUCCUGAUUUGCGAAGUACCGGCGACUUCACCCAGGACGAGGAAGAGCUGAUCCGUAGAGCUAUCCAGGAUUUCCAGCAGAGGAAGGGAUUGGAAGUAUCGGAGCUUGUCGACAUUAUACAAUGGAAUUCACAUGACCCUGGCUUCAACCGCGGCGAUGGAACCGUAGCGGGAAAGAACGAUUGGACUCCACAAGAUAUUGAAGAUGCACGAGAGAGCGCUGAGUUCUGGGAUGAGAUCAAGCACAUCAAUAUACAACGCUCGUUUGACAGGAUGAGGAGGCAUAUCCGCCAGACAUAUCACCAGUUCAAAAGCGGGGCAUGGACGGAUGAGGAGGACGAGCGACUAAGAAAUCUGUAUGCGAUGCACCCAAAUAAAUGGAAAAUGAUCUCAGUAGGUAUGGGUGAUCGCUCAAUGCACGACUGCCAGAAUCGUUGGCGCGACUACUUGCAAUAUGGCGAUAAGCUGAAGUCUUCACGCUGGGAUCCAGAGGAGGAAGAGCUGUUCAUGCGCGCCAUCACAACGGUCGCCCAGAGAGACGAAGACCAUCGCGCUGAAUCAGGAUUACCGCCCUUGGAUGAAUACACCACCAAAGACAUCAGCUGGCAACAAGUCAGCCGUGAGAUGGACAACACUCGAAGCCGGAUCCAGGUUGUAGCAAAAUGGAGGAACUUGCAGAAGCGCGACCCCCCGCCACACAUCCAAGUGGAGCACAAGCCGAGAAAGCACAAACCUGCUUCUUCUGCAUCUGCUGCUAUCGACCCAGCUCCUAGGAAACGUGGACGACCGCGGCAGGGCGAGAGUGCAACACCCAAAGCGCAUCACAAUGGCAAGUCGCAGCAAGUUAUCGAUAAUUCGGACGAGGAUGAAAGCCACAGCGCGCCGCUACCAAAGAAACGUGGACGACCAGGGAAGAGCGAGGGCUCGGUGGUAAAGAAGUUCAAGAAAUUCCGCACGACUGAGACAGAGGACAUUGUUGAUAACUCAGAGGAGGAGAGAGAGGCUAACAAGGAAUCGAGAGGCUCGCCGUCAAGGAAGAGGAACAAAAAAUCGCAGAGGAACGAAGUUGUGGAAUCCGACAAGCUUAAGAAGUCUCGCUCGACGACGAUAGGAGAUGACAUUGAGAACUCAGAAGAGGACGAGGUUCGUGCUGGCCAGGGAUUGAACACCUCGCCGCCACUAAAGAAGCGUGGACGACCACGGAAGACUGAUGAUCUAAAAUCGGACGAACUCAAGAAACGUCGCAAGUCGAAGGUGUCUCAGGAAUCGGUUGAAGAUCUGGAGCUUAGAGAAGACGACCAGUCUGAGCAUGCAGAGAGCAAUGACAAGCCUUUGGACGAUGUCAACCCCGGUUUAGUCAGGGAUGCGAACGGCGGUGAACCGCAGGAGGACGGUGAUGAUGCAGCGCUGAUGGAGAACGAGGACCUGUCUAGUAUAGGGUCCCCAUACAGCGUCACGCGUAACAUUCUACCUGAUCAAUAUCCCGAUGAUGGCAAUGAAAGCGUACAGAACGACAAUGAGAUUGUGGACCCAGCCGAGGAUGAGGAGGAUCAGCCCAGCAUUGCGCCCAACAGUCCGACAAAAGACACGAUGGACGACCAGUUAGAAGAGGGUAGUGAUGCUGCAUCGCAAAAGGAGAACGAGGACAUCUCUGGUGAGGAAGACAAUAAGCCCAGCGUUAGGCACAAUGGACCAGCAGAAGACAUGGACGAUGAUCAGCCAGAGGACGCCAAGGAUGCUGUAUGGCAAGAAGAGCACGAGGAGCCAUCCGGCGAAGGGAAUCAAACCAGCGGCACGCCCAACAUUCCAGAUGGUGGAAAACCAACUAUAGCCGACACCACCAAAAUGCAAUGGGGCGACCUCUACGACCUCAUCGCCAAACUCCAAGAGCGUCGCGACGAAGAGGAAGGAGAAAUUGACUGGGAAGGAGUCGCAGAAGAAGUGGCAACAGAUCGGAACUAUAUUUGGUCUGCGCAAACAUUGAAAACGGCUCUAGAGGAGAUGGUUCAACUUCUCCGUGAUAACGACAAAGAGGUUGAUGUGGAUGAUCUCCCGGGUACGGUUGAUGAUAUUAUGGAUUUCAUCAGCGAGAAACAUGGGAAUGAGAUUGAAGAGUACUAUGAUAUGUCGUAG